Messenger RNA from Durusdinium trenchii, 2397 nucleotides. The record is from the annotation of a GenBank genome assembly. NCBI's taxonomy places the organism in Eukaryota, Dinophyceae, Suessiales, Symbiodiniaceae.
AUGGACCUCCUGGAGGCCAGUGAAACCAACAAAUUCGAGCGACGAGGCGACGUCAGUUUGCUGCUGCUGGAGCUCGUGUCCCUGGAGCCUUUGAUCCUGAGCUGUGACAAGAGGAGUCAGAGACCUGCUGCGGCAGGCCUGCGGGCGGUGGCGACAGACCUGGUGGUCUCGGCCGUGCGCCAGGUCCGGGCCCUGCGAGUCACACGCGUGACCGCGGCUGCACCGCACGCCCCCACUGGGGGGACCGCUGGGGGCCGCUUCCCCGCGCGGGUCCCUCCGGUGGCUGCUCCGGCUGGGGGAAACCCCGUGCCACACCGGGAGAGAUCUCCCUUGAGGAGGUCACCAAAGCCUGUUGAGGAGAAGAAGGGUGCCGCCCCGCAGCCUCUCGAGAAGGACGAGGAGAAGGAGCAGGACUCAUCUGAGUCCGACGAGGAAGAGGAGGAAUCGGAGGCGGCCUCGGACAAGACCAUCCUGGUUGACCCCUUGCUGCCACCUGCGACUGUGGCCCCAGGUACUUCGGGAAAGGCGAAACCUCCAGCUCCCCCUAAAGGAGUGGCAGAGAGGAUCAAGACUGAGGAGAAGGCAGAUUACGGAGAGGAAGAACAGGCUGGUGGGAGCACCGUGCCUGAAGAGUCUGGACGGCGUCGUCGACAUCGACAUCGACCCAGUCAGCCAUCAAGGCCAGAGCGGAAGGACGACAAGUCCUACAGGAAGCGCAAGCACAGGAAUCCAAAACACAGAGCGGGGCGCAAACACAAGCGUCUUUACAGGGCCGAGCGUGACCCUUACCUCAAGAUUCACCGGAAGUUGGACGAGAGCGAGGCGGAGGUGGAGCUGGUAGGUGCUGGAGGCGCCUAUGGGCUGUUCGAUGUGAACGAGCCCGCCAGAUGGUCCACUAUGGAGAUAAAGUUGGGAGACAUUAUAACUACAGCAGUUCCGGGCGAGCUGUUGGGAGCAGACGGGGUGGAAGGUAUCUUCCUGGUCACAGGUAUAGAGUUGGGUGCCGAUGGAAGUGCCCUGGUCAGGGUAAAGUCGGUAGGAAGCUCACAUCCGGAAGCACUGGCGAUCCUUUCUUCCUUUUUCAACCGGAAGGAAGGACACCUUCACGUGUGCGCAAGUGCAGGUUUUUGCGAGGAAGAGGGCGGUGUUUUCCAUGUUCAUCGGUUGGAGCUGUGGGAUGGACUCACAUUUCCGACGCACCGCCUGUCGCCCGCAGGGAAGCGCAUUGUGAAACAGUUCGAGGCUGGAGAAGAGCUAGACGAGGUGAGAGAGCCCUUGGAAGGUGCCGCUGGCAGACCCUCUGCUUUGAGGAAGAAGCCGAGCGGGGAACCCAAGGAGGCUCAACUACGAGGAAAAGGUCAGGGAGAUCGUCGAGACCGCCCCAAGGACACCAGGAAGUCGGCAAAGGCGAAACAACCUGGUCCCGCUGGCUCGGCUGCCGGGACGCUCAGGGCCAGGUUGGACCAGGUCAGGAAGCGUCAACAAAGCUUGGGACUUGGACAAGGAGCUCUGACAGGUGGAGACCACUUGGGUGUAGAGGGGGAUGGAGAUGUCGACCCUGUUCAGGAAGGUUUGGGCACAUCUACGAAGUUGGGACCCCCGAAGGGAGCGGCUGGCCCUCGCCGUGCUGCCCUGACCAGUGGAGAAGACGAGGGGGACAGCUACUCCAGUGGCGAGGACGUCGACAGCAGCGAGACAGACAAAGAGGACCUCCUUCCACCCCUGAAGAGACGCAGCGAGAAGAUGGAGGGCUCCGUGCUGAGUCUUCUCAUCGAGAGGAUAGAGGCUCGGCUCAACGAGCUCAGCGGUGCAAAUACCUCGCCUGACAAGUUCAACAGCAAUGCUUUUGCGCUCACCUUCGCCAAUAUGCACCUUUCCUUGCAGCUUGGGCAACUCCUGGCCCACAUCAGCGCAAAGGUGCGAAAUGAAGAGCCCAACGAUUUGAUUGCACUGCAGAAGCCGGCAGAAAAGCUGUGGAUGGACGCUGGUAAAGGGCAGUGGAUUGGAGCCUCACCUGAGCGCCUCAUCAAGGUCCUCAAGAGCGUUAUUUGGCUAUGCGGGCAACCUAAGUUGAGCAAGAAGAAAGUGCAAAUUGUCAUGGGAAGGCUGUGCUUCAUUCUGCAGUUUAGGCGACCGGGCAUGGCUCAUUUCUCGCAUGUUUGGGAAUGGGUGUCAGGAAAGGGCUUCGGCCGCCUGAUGCAAGAUAAGGUUAGGAAGGAGAUGCUGACAGGUAUCUGUGGCAGCCCGUUAUUUCACACUUGGUUGGGCAGCAAGAUCGACCCGAUGGUGACCUGCAGUGAUGCCAGCAUGAAAGGAGGAGCGGUCGCCUUCAGUGAUUGUCUCACUCCGGAAGGUAAAGGCUUUGUCUGGUCUCAGGUGGGAGGAUCAUGGCUUUAG